UCAAUCUGAAUCGUUUUCUUAACUCGAACCUUGAACUUUUUAAUAGAGCUGUCCAAACCUCUUCUUCAUAUUAAAAAAGAUGGUGACAGCUGUUGUCAUUAUUGAAAUAUUUUCGAGUUAUAAUAUUGUUCAUAUUAAUGAUUAUAAUUUACUAAUUGUGGAUGUACGUGAUUUUGUUUAAUCAUUUUAUUUUUAAGAAUGUCUUUUCUUAGUGUGAAAAUAUAUUAUGGACCCUGCAACACAUUUGAUAAUUGUAUGCAUAAACCGCAAUUUCUAAAUGGCUUAAGAGAAUAUCUCAUCAAGCUGGGGUACCGAGUCCAGCUCCGCCCUGUACGGUUCCUAAACUAUUGCAUGAUUGAAAUGUGUGGACAUGAGGUAUGGCGUGGUAACAUAAAGAACUUUAAAUUCAACACACCUUUCGAUCAAGAUCCUGUUUGCAAGCGUGCCGUGGAAGCAGUGAUAACAUCGAGUGUAAAAUUCCGUCGAGCCAGAACCUACCUCUGGUUCUGGUCUUUAAUAGACCAUGAACUCUUCAAACGAACCGGAUAUGGACCAAUGGACAACUGGCCAGGCACCGUUGAAUCCGUAGAAUAUAGUGACAUUAAAGAAUGUUUAAAAUGCUGCAAUAUUAUAGCAACUCAACGCCUCCAUGACUCAAAUGUUAAUAUUUCUAAAUAAUAUUAAUAAUU
This is a messenger RNA of Spodoptera litura, 689 nucleotides long. RefSeq names its product UPF0728 protein C10orf53 homolog. The record is from RefSeq and is a predicted model, not a curated record. NCBI's taxonomy places the organism in Eukaryota, Metazoa, Arthropoda, Insecta, Lepidoptera, Noctuidae.